CAGGACCAGGACUCUUCUCCCAGACCUUAGGGUCCUGCUCAACCAAAGGCCUUCCCUGCCAUGCUACCUGUCAGUGCCUGGCAGCGGAGCCCGUGGGGGCUGCGGCUGUGCCUGCUGUGCAGCUUGUGCUUGGGGUCCCCAUCCCCUUCCACGGACCCUGAGAAGAGGGCCGGAAGCCAGGGGUUGCGGUUCCGGCUGGCUGGCUUCCCCAGGAAGCCCUACGAGGGCCGCGUGGAGAUACAGCGAGCUGGUGAAUGGGGCACCAUCUGUGAUGAUGACUUCACGCUGCAGGCUGCCCACGUCCUCUGCCGAGAGCUGGGCUUUACAGAGGCCACAGGCUGGACUCACAGUGCCAAAUAUGGCCCUGGAACAGGCCGCAUCUGGCUGGACAACUUGGGCUGCACUGGGACUGAGCAGAGUGUGACUGAAUGUGCCUCCCGGGGCUGGGGGAACAGUGACUGUACCCAUGAUGAGGAUGCCGGGGUCAUCUGCAAGGACCAGCGCCUCCCUGGCUUCAAGGACUCCAAUGUCAUCGAGGUGGAGCAUAACCCGCAAGUGGAGGAAGUGCGACUGCGACCAGGAGUCGGGUGGGGCAGGCGGCCCCUGCCCGUGACUGAGGGACUGGUUGAGGUCAAGCUUCCUGAUGGCUGGUCGCAAGUGUGUGACAAAGGCUGGAGCGCCCACAACAGCCACGUGGUCUGCGGGAUGCUCGGCUUCCCUAGCGAAAAGAGGGUCAACACGGCCUUCUACAGGCUGCUGGCCCAGCGGCAGCAACACUCCUUUGGUCUGCAUGGGGUGGCGUGCGUGGGCACGGAGGCCCACCUCUCCCUCUGUUCCCUGGAGUUCUAUCGUGCCAAUGACACCACCAGGUGCCCUGGGGGGGCCCCUGCGGUGGUGAGCUGUGUACCAGGCCCUCUCUACGCGGCGUCCAGUGGCCAGAAGAAGCAACAACAGUCGAAGCCUCAGGGGGAGGCCCGUGUGCGUCUAAAGGGUGGAGCCCACCCUGGAGAGGGCCGGGUGGAAGUCCUGAAGGCUGGCACGUGGGGCACAGUCUGUGACCGCAAGUGGGACCUGCAGGCAGCCAGCGUGGUGUGUCGGGAGCUGGGCUUCGGGAGUGCUCGAGAAGCUCUGAGUGGUGCCCGCAUGGGGCAGGGCAUGGGUGCCAUCCACUUGAGUGAAGUUCGAUGCUCUGGACAGGAGCCCUCCCUCUGGAAGUGCCCCCACAAAAACAUCACAGCUGACGACUGUUCCCAUAGCCGGGAUGCUGCAGUCCGAUGCAACCUACCCUACAUUGGGGUGGAGGCCAAGAUCCGACUCAGUGGGGGCCGCAGCCGACAUGAGGGGCGAGUCGAGGUGCAAGUAGGGGGACCUGGGUCCCUUCGCUGGGGCCUCAUCUGUGGAGAUGAUUGGGGGACACUGGAGGCCAUGGUGGCCUGUAGGCAACUUGGUCUGGGCUAUGCCAACCACGGCCUGCAGGAGACAUGGUACUGGGACUCCGGAAACAUAACAGAGGUGGUGAUGAGUGGAGUGCGCUGCACAGGGACUGAGCUGUCCCUGGACCAGUGCACCCAUCAUGGCACCCACAUCACCUGCAAGAGGACAGAGACCCGCUUCACUGCUGGAGUCAUCUGUUCUGAGACCGCAUCAGAUCUGCUGCUGCACUCAGCACUGGUGCAGGAGACCGCCUAUAUCGAGGACCGGCCCCUGCACAUGCUGUACUGUGCUGCAGAAGAGAACUGCCUAGCCAGCUCGGCCCGCUCAGCCAACUGGCCCUAUGGCCACCGGCGUCUGCUCCGAUUCUCCUCCCAGAUCCACAACCUGGGACGAGCUGACUUCAGGCCCAAAGCUGGGCGCCACUCCUGGGUGUGGCACGAGUGCCAUGGGCACUACCACAGUAUGGACAUCUUCACUCACUACGAUAUCCUGACCCUAAAUGGCACCAAGGUGGCUGAGGGCCACAAAGCCAGUUUCUGUCUAGAAGACACUGAGUGUCAGGAGGAUGUCUCCAAGAGGUACGAGUGUGCCAACUUUGGAGAGCAGGGCAUCACCGUGGGUUGCUGGGAUCUCUACCGGCAUGACAUCGACUGUCAAUGGAUUGACAUCACAGAUGUGAAGCCAGGAAACUACAUUCUCCAGGUGGUCAUCAACCCAAAUUUUGAAGUAGCAGAGAGUGACUUCACCAACAACGCAAUGAAAUGUAACUGCAAAUAUGAUGGACAUCGCAUCUGGGUGCACAACUGCCACAUUGGUGAUGCCUUCAGUGAAGAGGCCAACAGGAGGUUUGAGCGCUACCCUGGCCAGACCAGCAACCAGAUCAUCUAAAGUGCCACCACCCUCCUCUGCAAACCACCACUGGCCCCUAAUGGCAGGGGUCUGAGGCUGCCAUUACCUCAGGAGCUUACCACAGAACCCCUGAUGUCAGCAGGCCCACUGAACUCAUCUAGCUGUGCACUAUGGAUGUGAAACUGUCAUGCAGAAGAUAUCAUCCUCCUUUAUAGGCCAGCUGUGUGUUUCUGCAGCCUAGCAUGGGGAAUCUUUGCUCCCAGGCCCAGCACCGAGCAGAGCAAACCACAAAGAGCAGCACCUGACUAACUGGCCAGGACAACAAAUGGCAGCAGUUCAUUUUCUUCAAUAGGGAGGUCCAGAUGGUCAGCUCCAGUACCUCUCCUAAGUUCAGGGGGAUACAGCUUUACCUCUAGCCUUUCGGUGGGGGAAAAGAUCCAGCCCCCCCUUCAUUUUUGACUAUAACAUGUUGCUAGGUAUAAUUUUAUUUUAUAUAAAAAGUGUUUUUGUGAUUCUUCAGAGCCCAGGGAUUGGUGCUGGUGGUUGGAGGGACCUGCCCCCCACUGGGUCAUUUAAUCCUCUGUCCAGGUGCCCUCAGAGCCAAGGCUAGGACAGCAAGGAGGAAAUCAGAGCAGGAGCCUCAUACUCUUGCUAAUCCAUUCAUUCUGUGACCUCAGGGGUCACAUAUAAGGUCAGUGUUUCUGAUCCCCGUCGGAUCCGCACUGCCAGCUGGGAUUGGGUUCGAACAGCUUCGUAAACAUCUUCAGCAUUUUGUACCAGCUGCUCCCCAAUGGCCAAAAUCACAUCACCAGGCCGUAGACCAGCCCUAUGGAGAAAGACAGAGAGAAAGGAGGGAACAGACAGCCCAGUUCAAGGACACAUGCACACCUCACUCAUCUCCACCUCACAGUGCAGUCUCUUCCUCACCGGUGUGCUGGGGAGCCCAGGAUGACUUUGUGGAUGAGUACACCAUGUUGAACAUCAGGGAAGCUUGGUUCUCGAAGCUGUAGCUCAGCAAGGAUGCUGAAAGUACACAGAUCACUCUAUUAGCCACACACAGGCACUCUCCCCACCUUGAAUUUACCUCAAGUCUCUCAUUGACACACAAAUAUAUGCACAGGACAUACACUAGGUUCUACAGAUACAACGGCAAUUCAUUUUCUGCCUGCUAGCAGUUAUGAAGUGGGAUAGGUACAUAAAA
Propithecus coquereli (Coquerel's sifaka) is the source of this 3484-nucleotide messenger RNA. It is a transcript of the gene LOXL3, whose product is annotated as lysyl oxidase-like 3. Gene Ontology annotation, molecular function: copper ion binding; protein-lysine 6-oxidase activity. The transcript is spliced from 14 exons. Gene Ontology annotation, biological process: peptidyl-lysine oxidation; inflammatory response. Bases 61 to 2322 code for a protein of 753 amino acids. The record is from RefSeq and is a predicted model, not a curated record. Gene Ontology annotation, cellular component: membrane. NCBI's taxonomy places the organism in Eukaryota, Metazoa, Chordata, Mammalia, Primates, Indriidae.